AUGGCCGCAGCGCCCGGAGGGUCUGCGCCGCCCGCCAGCCCCGGCCCGCGCCUGGGUUUCAGCACCGCGGACAGCGGCGUCGGCAUGAGCGGGCUAAACCCGGGUCCUGCCGUGCCCAUGAAGGACCACGACGCCAUCAAGCUCUUCGUGGGGCAGAUCCCGAGGGGCUUGGACGAGCAGGACCUCAAGCCGCUGUUCGAGGAGUUCGGCCGCAUCUACGAGCUGACGGUGCUGAAGGACCGGCUCACCGGCCUCCACAAAGGCUGUGCCUUCCUCACCUACUGCGCCCGGGACUCUGCUCUCAAGGCCCAGAGUGCACUGCACGAGCAGAAGACCCUGCCAGGGAUGAAUCGUCCCAUCCAAGUGAAGCCGGCUGCCAGUGAGGGCCGAGGAGAGGACCGAAAACUGUUUGUGGGUAUGCUGGGCAAGCAGCAGGGUGAGGAGGACGUCAGACGCCUGUUCCAGCCCUUUGGCCACAUCGAGGAGUGCACCGUCUUGCGGAGCCCCGAUGGCACCAGUAAAGGCUGUGCCUUUGUGAAGUUCGGGAGUCAAGGGGAAGCUCAGGCGGCCAUCCAGAGUCUGCACGGCAGCCGGACCAUGGCGGGCGCCUCGUCCAGCCUCGUAGUCAAGCUGGCGGACACGGACCGCGAGCGCGCGCUGAGGCGGAUGCAGCAGAUGGCGGGCCAGCUGGGUGCCUUGCAGCCGGCGCCGCUGCCGCUGGGGGCCUGCGGAGCCUACACCACCGCUAUCCUGCAGCACCAGGCGGCGCUACUGGCGGCAGCGCAGGGCCCGGGCCUCGGCCCGGUGGCCGCAGUGGCGGCACAGAUGCAGCACGUGGCGGCCUUCAGCCUGGUAGCCGCGCCGCUCUUGCCGGCUGCAGGUACUGCGCGCGGGGGGCGGGGCCCGCGGCGGGAGCGGGGCGGGGCGGGGCUGCGGCCUGACUCUCCCACCUCCUCGCCACCUGCAGCCAACUCCCCGCAGGGCGGCGGCCCCAGCACGCUUCCGGGUCUCCCGGCGCCCAUCGGGGUCAAUGGAUUCGGCCCCCUGACCCCCCAGACCAACGGGCAACCUGGCUCGGACAGUCUCUACAAUAACGGGCUCUCUCCUUACCCAGCCCAGAGUCCCGGCGUGGCUGACCCCCUGCAGCAGGCCUACGCUGGGAUGCAGCACUACGCAGCAGCCUAUCCGUCGGCCUAUGCCCCAGUGAGCACAACUUUUCCCCAGCAGCCUUCAGGCCUGCCCCAGCAGCAAAGAGAAGGCCCCGAAGGCUGUAACCUCUUCAUCUAUCACCUGCCUCAGGAGUUUGGUGAUGCAGAACUCAUCCAGACAUUCCUGCCCUUUGGAGCCGUUGUCUCUGCCAAAGUCUUUGUGGAUCGAGCCACCAACCAGAGCAAGUGUUUCGGGUUUGUUAGCUUUGACAAUCCAACCAGUGCCCAGACAGCUAUUCAGGCCAUGAAUGGCUUUCAGAUUGGCAUGAAGAGGCUCAAGGUCCAGCUAAAGAGGCCCAAGGAUGCCAACCGGCCUUACUGA
Mesoplodon densirostris (Blainville's beaked whale) is the source of this 1530-nucleotide messenger RNA. It is a transcript of the gene CELF6, whose product is annotated as CUGBP Elav-like family member 6. The record is from RefSeq and is a predicted model, not a curated record. The transcript is spliced from 11 exons. Lineage: Eukaryota; Metazoa; Chordata; Mammalia; Artiodactyla; Ziphiidae. Gene Ontology annotation, biological process: mRNA splice site recognition; regulation of alternative mRNA splicing, via spliceosome. Gene Ontology annotation, cellular component: cytoplasm; ribonucleoprotein complex; nucleus. Gene Ontology annotation, molecular function: mRNA binding. The coding region runs from base 1 to 1530 and encodes 509 amino acids.